CACGAGACAGUACUGCGCCGGCGCAAUGGCGGCGCGACGCGCGCUGACAGCUUCGCGCGCCAAAUUCAAAAACGCGGUCUAGUCAUUCCAAAUUUAAAAUUUCUUUUUAAUCUUCAAGACUGACGGAGCUAUGGAAACUUCUCUUCUGACUGACCAGUGACGUGACAGUGACUGUGUGACAAAAUGACAGUGACGUGACUUGACUUAUGGAUUGACUGACUUUAAAAUGACUAAUUGGACUUAAUUAAGCACAGACAAUGAGGAAGGUCUGGAGGGCCGCACGGAGGAGGCGCAGUUUCCGAGCGCGAGCGCACUGCGCCAGUCGCCGCUCAUGCAGCACUGUCCUCUGCGGGGGGCCCCCAAGUGCCCCCCGGCCUCUAAGAGGUACCGGACCCACGAUGGAACAUGCAAUAACCUGAACCGCCCUCGGUGGGGGUCGACCAUGACGCCCGUCCAGCGAUUCCUCUCCCCCUCCUACUCCGAUGGUCUCCAAGCCCCCAGGAUCUCGGUCUUCGGGUCCAAGCUCCCAUCUGCUCGGGAGAUCAGCGCCCUGGUCCACGCCAGCGAGAACGUGGAAAGUCCUAGUAUUACCCACCUUCUAAUGCAAUGGGGACAGUUCUUAGACCACGAUAUCACCUCGUCUUCACAGUCGAGAGGGUUCAAUGGAUCGGUUCCGAGGUGCUGCAAGGACGGUGGAAGGGACUUUGUGCCCAAGGAGUUGAUGCAUCCAGAAUGCUUCCCCAUAUCAGUGCCAGCGUCAGACCCGUUCUACGGUCCCCGCGGGGUGCGAUGUCUGGACUUCGUACGGUCAUCGCCGGCUCCUAGGGAUGACUGCGCCCUUGGUUGGCGAGAGCAGCUGAACCAAGUGUCAGCAUACAUCGAUGGAUCACCUCUCUACGCCAGCUCAGCUAGACAGUCAGACAAACUCAGGCUCUUCAGGAAUGGAAUGCUUCAAUACGGUCGAGUGCAGCAACGAAGACCGCUCUUACCACCAGAGAGGAAAGACGAGCUUUGCCGGGGAGGAGCCGUGUCCACCGACUGCUUCAAGUCCGGAGACGCCAGGGUCAACGAGCACCCGGGGCUGGUGGCUGCUCACAUCGUCUGGUUAAGGCAGCACAAUAGGAUGGCUCAAGAGCUAGCACACCUAAACCCCCACUGGAGCGACGAGAAAAUAUACCAAGAAACCCGUAAAAUCGUCGGCGCAAUGGUCCAACACAUCACGUAUAGAGAAUUCCUGCCAAUAGUACUAGGUACCGAAGUGAUGCGCCUGUUUGAGCUAGAGCCACUGAAGAAGGGGUACUUCAAGAACUACAACCCUAAGAUAAAUCCCAGUCCUGCCAGCUCCUUCGGAUCCUCUGCGUUCAGGUUCGGCCACAGCCUCGUGCAGGGCACUAUGGUGCGGUUCGACCGGUUCCAUAGACCUCUCAAUAAUAAUGUAUCCCUCCACAACGAGCUGACAAACCCAUCAAAUAUCUGGAGCAUGGGAGCGGUGGAUAGACUCCUCUUCGGCAUGGUAAAUCAGCCAAUCCAAAAACGCGACGAGUUCAUCACUGCGGAACUGACCAAUCACCUGUUCCAAACCCCACAAUUUGAUUUCGGUAUGGACUUAGCUGCUAUCAAUAUUCAAAGAGGAAGAGACCAUGGGGUACCCUCGUAUACUUCUUGGAGAGAGCCGUGUGGGCUGUCAGCGAUUACAGAAUUUGAAGAUCUUUUCAGGGUAAUGCCUGUAAGGGCUGCAAGAAGAAUAAAAACUUUAUACAGACACGUUGAUGAUAUUGAUCUCUUCACCGGGGGCAUGGCUGAAAGACCUGUAGUCGGUGGGCUAGUUGGACCUACUUUCGCUUGUAUAAUAGCUCAGCAGUUCUCUAACCUCCGCAAAGGCGAUCGAUUCUGGUAUGAAAAUGGUGGAUUUGAUUCUUCAUUUACACCAGCACAAUUACAACAGAUUCGCCGAAUUUCUUUCGCCCAAGUUCUUUGUCGUACACUAGAUACAAUCGAAAGCAUCCAGCCGUUUGUUUUUCUGUCACACGACAACCCCGACAAUGAAAGAAUUUCGUGCCAAAACGGACUACUCAAUAACUUUGACUUAUCACCCUGGGUGGAAAUACACUCUGACUCAAACAACGACAUAAGCAAAUCGGACGACUUUAAGACUAGUACUGAGAAACCUAAGAAAACUAAACCUACGACAACUGUAAGACCCACGACUAAAAAGCCUCAAAAGAUAGCAACUGCUGCGUCGAACAUAAUAAAUGAGAAGAAACCAAAACCAGCAAAUGUUAAUAAAACUCAAAACACAAAACCAAAGCCUACUAACACGACUGCAAAGGACAAAGACAAUUUGACUAACAAGAACAUGACUGCUGCUAUUAACAAACUAAACAUGACUACCAAAAUUGACGAUAAACUUGACUUUAAGAACAAAAGCCGACGCUACGAAAACAGUGACAAACAUGACACACGACGUAAUGACAAACCAGAAAAGACUUACGACUACGACUAUGACGAGGAAGACGACUCUGACGUACAACAUGUGCAAUCAGUAGUUGUUAACAACUUGCCACACAAAAGACCCUACCACAGGCCUGUUAUAACUGUAACUGAAAACGUUAACAAAUACACAUACCUCAUCAACUAUGUACCUAGAGCGACGGAAUCAUGGCGAAAAACUACUAGGAGACCACAAUAUGACGGAGACGUAGUUAAAGUGACUUACCAGACUUACGACGACACAUACCGACGACCAAAUAAACCGCACUACUACAAUAACCGCGACAAAAACACUAACAACAAUGACUAUGACUACUACAGAAAUAACAGACCAACACACACUACUAACAGGGAAAAUGUACAUUCUUCUGCUAGAUCUAACGACGACGAUAUCCUGACUACGACUAAAACUAAACAAACUAACGACAAACCUGACAAAAACGUUGACCAAAUAUCUACUUCGACUGACAAUUUAUACAAACUUGUGACUUUUGGGUAUGUAGGAACGUACAAAGGAGACAUGACCAAUGACAAAUUAACAAUUAAAGACAAGACAGAGACUAACAAGAAACCAGGCGUGAUUAGCAAAGACUUCUCGACUUACGAAACUAAAAGAUUUGACAAUGACGACGGACAUAAUAGCGACACAAAACUAUCGACAUUCUUCCUUUACGAGACAGCAACUAGGCCUUACGGCAACUUACAUAGACCGACUAGACGACACGACGACUCCCAAAACUCGCAUGGAAACACUGACAAAUACUACUAUAUCAGAAACGUGCUGCAUAAAUACAGUGACGCUGAAACUCCAGCAACUGACAAGACUGUAGAAGUGACUAAAGAUAUUUUGAGAGAGAAUUACAACAACCCUGGUUUGCCGAGUAAUGAUGACGUGGAAGAAAGAUCUUCACCGAAUAAGAUGGCUUUACUGGAUGAGAUCGAGUCAAAGGCAGCCAGCCCGGCAAAACAGAAGACCAAGACUAAAAAGCCUGCAGACAGUGCGAAAACCCCUUCGGUAGCUUUCCAAGUCAUACCUAGUGAAAAUAGUCCAUCCAACUGGGCCGUAUAUGAAGAGAACGCUGAUAUUCCUGAGGAGCUUCCAAACCGCAUGCCCUUCAUCAAAGUGGACCCCUAUUCGUUAAAGGAGAUCCCCAGACCCUUAGAUCUGAACCUGAUGAGACGGCGACGACCUGGAAAAUUUUGAUAGCAAAUUAAAAUUAGAUAAUAAUUGAUCAAAGGUGCAGAUAAAAUGAUAGUUAGAAAGUAUACGUAUUGGGCAAUUGGUAUUAGAAAAGAUAAAUUGUUACAUAAUUUGCCUGAUGGUCAUAAAACUUACAGAACCGACUGAACAUUAUAGAGACAAAAACUUUUUGAUAACUUUUAACAAAGACUAAUUGCAUUUAUAAUAGUACAACACAUUAAGUACCAAUGAUUGGACAUUUGGACGUAGAAAAAUGUAAUUAAAAAAAACAUAAUGACUUAAAAACAUUACGUGACCUUACAUAUGACGCAGGGACGUGACUUUUUUGACUGAAAUAUGACGACUUGAAACUGACUGUGACUGACUUAAAAUGACUUAACUUACUAAUGACUUUCAUUCGCAACUCUGACUAGUACUGC
This is a messenger RNA of Ostrinia furnacalis (Asian corn borer), 4110 nucleotides long. RefSeq names its product chorion peroxidase-like. The record is from RefSeq and is a predicted model, not a curated record. NCBI's taxonomy places the organism in Eukaryota, Metazoa, Arthropoda, Insecta, Lepidoptera, Crambidae. The coding region runs from base 332 to 3694 and encodes 1120 amino acids. Gene Ontology annotation, biological process: response to oxidative stress. The transcript has 11 exons. Gene Ontology annotation, molecular function: peroxidase activity; heme binding.